AACCAAUGCAGCAUUUCAGACCAGACCAUCAGAAAGGGAAAUCCAUUAUUUUUAGAGAAGCAAGCUCUCUUUAAAAACUUCUAAUUAGGCAAUAUGAGUCUCCCCUCCCAGGAAGGUUUAAAGGAUAUUCUCCAACAACUUGAAUGCCAUUUUACAUGGGGGUUGCAAAAAGAGCAUAUUGCUCCGGACGAAUUGGAGGACAGAAUUGCUGAGCAGAUCCAGUUCUUAAUCAAUAAAUCCAAAGUUCGAAAUUAUAACCUUCUUGCCUAUGUGAAAUUCCUGAACAACAAGACGGACGAAGCCCUGGAAAACUUGCAGAAAGCUGAAGAGACUGUGCCCGUAGAAUACCCUGAGGGUGUUGAGAAGGGAAGCCUGGUUACCUGGGGCAACUAUGCCUGGGUACACUACCACAUGGGCAAUCUGACGGAAUCCCAAGGCUACGUGGAGAAGGUAGAAAGCACCUGCAAGCAACUUGGAAGUGAGUCUCCUUAUAAGGUGGAGCUCCCACAGAUUGAGUGUGAAAAGGGUUGGGCUCUCCUCAAAUUUGGAGCUAUGUAUUAUGAAAAAGCCAAGGAGAGCUUUGAAAAAGCCCUGGAAAAAGAACCCGAAAAUCCAGAAUUUAACUUGGGCUAUGCAAUCACAGUAUACCGCUUGGAAGAUAUUUUUGCCAAAAACCCUUCAGGGAAAAAAUCAUCCCUGGAACUUUUGGAACGUGCAUUAAAACUGAAUCCUGAUGAUGUUUUUGUUGUUCCUCUACUUGCACUAAAGCUUCAAGAAUCAGACAAAAAGGAAGAAGGAGAAAAGUGGAUUAAAGAAGCCCUUCAAAAGCAUCCAGGCGUUCCUUAUGUAUUAAGGUACGCUGCCAAAUUUUACAGGAAGAAAGGCGACCUAGAGACAUCAUUGCAACAUUUGGAGAAAGCAUUGAGCUUGACCCCAAACGCUGGAUUCUUGUACCAUUAAAUUGGCCUUUGCUAUAGGGCACAGUAUUUAGUGAUGAAAAAUGAAAGCCGAUAUAACAAGUGCCAAGUCAAGGAUAAAAUGGAGGAAUUGAUCAGACUUUGCAUUUUUCAUUUUGAAAAAGUGGUGGCGCGUAAACCUAAGUUUUUCUAUGCUAAUAUUGACCUUGCGAAGAUGUAUGCAGAACAAGGAAGGAUACAGAAAGCGGAUGAAAUGUACCAGAAGCUCUUUACCAUGAGCAACCUAACUCCCUUAGAGAAGCAACAGGCCCAUUUUAAUUAUGCAUGUUUUCAAAAAUUUAACAGAGGGUCGCUAUCAGAAGCCAUCAAACACUACAUUGCAGCACUGAAGAUUGAGUUUGAGUCUUCAGAGAGAGAUAAAUGCAAGGGCAUAUUGGAGAAAUUGAUGGAGAAUAAGAUCAGGAAAGGUGCUGAAGAUUUCGCCAUCCUUGGAUUUAUUCAUCAGCUCAAUGGAAAAAAGCAACAAGCAUUGAAAGCCUAUGAAGAAGCCUUGAACAUUGAUCCUGGGAAUGAAGAAUAUCUCAGUGCGAUUUUGAAGUUGAAGCUUUCUUUGUAAAACAACAUAUACAGAAGUGGGCUUUUUUCCAUGAAUACUGGUUUUAAAAAUGCAUGAACAUAUGCUGCCAGUCUGCUUCCUCCAUUUGGCAGAAUAUAGAAUAGGAUAGGAUAAGGAUAGAGUAGCGUAGCGUAGCUUAGCGUAGCUUAGCGUAGCUUAGAAUAGAAUAGAAUAGAAUAGAAUAGAAUAGAAUAGAAUAGAAUAGAAUAGAAUAGAAUAGAAAAUUGUACACCAUUCUGGACUAAUAGUUGUUCAAUCUCUUCUUAAAAACCUCGAGUGUUGGACACCCACAACUUCUGAAAGCAAGCCUUUUCAUUGUCAGAAUUUUUUUUCUUAAUUCUAGGUAGGAUCUCUCUUUGAUGAGUUUUUAUCCAUUACUUCUUCUCUUGAGCGCAAGUGCCUUGGAGAAUAGGUUGUCUUCCGCAUCUUUGUGACAGCCUCUCAAAUAUUGGAGGACUGCUAUCAUACCACCGCUCAUCCUUCUCUUUGUUAAACCAGACAUACCUGGUUCCUGCAACUGUUCAUCAUAUGUUUCAGCCCCCCAAAUAUCUUUGUUGUUCUUUUCUGCACUCUUUCUGAAGUCUCAAAAAAAAAUUGUAUUGUGGUGAUGAAAAUUGAUGUUAUCAAUAGUAUAAAGUAUCAGCCAAGCUGUCAAAAAUGGAUAAAGGAAUAUCAAACCAGAGUUGGGGAUGUGAAAAGGAAAAAGGGACCUUGUAAUCAUGCACGGUGGAGUUGUAACAAAGCAAGGAAAUUUUGGGCACAAAUCUAUAUAAUGAUGCAAAAGUUAUUGUGAACUAAUAUUAUGCUGAAAAUAGCAUUGUUUUGGUUGGAUUUUAUGUACAUUGAACUAGAAAAAAACACAGGAAAUUAAUAUUUGAUUAAAGUAUGAACAAAGAUAGAAUAAUCAAAUGCCCCCUUCUCCCAUAGAAAGUUGGAUUAUAAAAUUGAGAGAACAUGCAGAAAUGGCAAAGCUGACCAAAAUGCAGUAAUGGUUUUCAAGAAAGAAAGAAAGAAAGAGAGAGAGGGAGAGAGAGAGAGAGAGAAUGAAUAAAUGAA
Messenger RNA from Ahaetulla prasina, 2589 nucleotides. RefSeq names its product interferon-induced protein with tetratricopeptide repeats 5-like. Gene Ontology annotation, cellular component: cytosol. Gene Ontology annotation, biological process: defense response to virus. The record is from RefSeq and is a predicted model, not a curated record. The transcript has 2 exons. NCBI's taxonomy places the organism in Eukaryota, Metazoa, Chordata, Lepidosauria, Squamata, Colubridae. Gene Ontology annotation, molecular function: protein binding.